AUGGGGACAGCACCGCCGACAGCCAGUGCCAGCACAGCCAGCUCAGAACUGUCUUCACUGUCAGAGAACAUCAAUAAUGCCGCUGACAUCUCUGUCAUUGUCAUCUACUUUGUGGUGGUGAUAGCUGUUGGAGUGUGGCCACAACUCGUCAUUGCAAGGCUGAUCAUUGAUGCAAUACUCAUAUAUAUAGAAGUGCCAGGGCUUGUAAUGGAGACAGCACCGCCGACAGCCAUGGCCAGCACAGCCAGCUCCAGUGCCAGCGCUGCCAGCUCCAGUGCCAGCACUGCCAGCUCAGAACUGUCUGCACUGUCAGAGAACAUCAAUAAUGCUGCUGACAUCUCUGUCAUUGUCAUCUACUUUGUGGUGGUGAUAGCUGUUGGAGUGUGGGUGGUGACCACGACAGAGUACCUCAGGAAGCGGUUUGGUGGACAGCGGCUCCAGAUCUACCUCUCAGUUCUCUACCUCUUCAUCUGUGUGAUUUUGAGGAUCUCGGCAAACAUAUUUUCUGGAGCCAUAUUCAUAAAGCUGGCCUUUGGGUUGGACCUUUACCUGUCGAUCUUCGUCCUUUUGGCUAUCACUGCUGUUUUCACAAUCACCGGGGGCUUGGCAUCUGUGAUUUACACAGAUACCCUCCAGGCCGUUAUCAUGCUGGCUGGAUCUUUCAUCCUCAUGGUGUUUGCAUUUAUUGAAGUUGGAGGCUAUGAAAAUUUUACAGAAAAGUACAUGAACGCCAUCCCUUCUGUCAUCGAGGGGGACAACCUGACGAUCAGCCCAAGCUGCUACACUCCUCGGCCAGACUCCUUCCACAUCUUCCGAGACGCUGUCACUGGAGACAUUCCAUGGCCGGGAACUAUAUUUGGAAUGGUUACUACGGGCAUGUGGUACUGGUGCACAGACCAGGUCAUUGUGCAGCGCUGCAUAUGUGGUAAGAAUAUGUCCCACGUGAAGGCUGCCUGCAUCGUGUGUGGGUACCUGAAGCUGCUGCCCAUAUUCUUCAUGGUAAUGCCAGGGAUGAUCAGCCGCAUUCUGUACACAGAUAUGGUGGCCUGUGUUUUGCCUUCGGAGUGUGUAAAACAGUGUGGUGUUGACAUCGGUUGCACUAACUAUGCCUACCCGAUGUUGGUGCUGAAACUGAUGCCCAUGGGACUUCGAGGCCUGAUGCUGUCAGUCAUGGUGGCCUCCCUCAUAAGCUCCCUGACCUCCAUAUUCAACAGUGCCAGCACCCUCUUUACCCUGGACCUCUACACCAAGAUGAGGAAGAAGGCAUCUGAGAGAAAGCUCCUGAUAGCUGGACGGCUGUUUGUCACUGUGUUAAUUGUCACCAGUAUCUUGUGGGUCCCGAUAGUACAAGUAUCUCAAGGUGGACAGCUGAUCCAUUAUACAGAAUCAAUUUCUAGCUACCUUGGGCCUCCCAUUGCAGCUGUCUUUCUGCUCGCCAUCUUCUGUAAAAGAGUCAAUGAACAAGGAGCAUUCUGGGGUCUGAUGGUUGGACUCGUGAUGGGCCUUAUCCGUAUGAUUGCAGAGUUUUCUUAUGGGACCGGGAGUUGCCUGGCUGCCAGUAACUGUCCCAAGAUCAUCUGUGGAGUGCACUAUCUGUAUUAUGGCAUAAUUCUCUUUUCCGUGUCUGUGUUGGUUAUCCUGGGAAUCUCAUUCUUAACAAAACCCAUUCCUGAUGUACACAUGAGUGAUCUGUAUCGCCUGUGCUGGACUCUUCGGAACAGUGAGGAGGAAAGAAUUGAUUUGGAUGCAGAAGAAAAAAGGGACGAAGGAGCUGAUGAUGGCACUGAAGACGACCAAACUGAGAAACCCCGUGGAUGUCUCAAGAAGACUUAUGACUUAUUCUGCGGUUUGCAAAAAACAGGACCCAAGCUGACUAAAGAAGAGGAAGAGGUCCUGAAGAAGAAACUCACAGACACAUCAGAGGAGCCCUUCUGGAGGAAUGUCGUGAACACCAAUGUCAUUGUCCUCCUGGCUGUGGCAGUUUUUUUCUAUGGCUAUUUUGGCUGAACUCUAUCUCAUCCACAAAAAUAUUGAUUAAGCAAA
Cricetulus griseus (Chinese hamster) is the source of this 2043-nucleotide messenger RNA. The record is from RefSeq and is a predicted model, not a curated record. NCBI's taxonomy places the organism in Eukaryota, Metazoa, Chordata, Mammalia, Rodentia, Cricetidae.